AGGUGUGUGUGUUUUCCCUCUCCGCUGCUUGCCCACUUAAAAAAAAAAAACCCAAUGUGAUGCUGUUCUGCGCCGCGGAAUCUCCAACUUUUCCUACCAUGGUAAACCCGGAUUACCUUCCCCAUGCGAACCGCUUUCUCUGCUGUAUCCCUCCGCUAAAAAAGAACGGCGCUGACAGCCUGAAACGAGAUGUGAUGAGACGCCUCCGGUGAGUGUUGUACUUGGCUCCAAAAUUUUAAAAAACUAUUUAAAAAAAAUGCAAAAGGGCGUGCGGUACAAUGAGGGCCACGCGCUGUAUCUGUCGGUGGUCGCGCGUAAAGAGGGCACGAAGCGCGGCUUCCUGAGCAAGAAGACCACCGAGAACAGCCGCUGGACCGAGAAGUACUUCGCGCUCCACCAGAACGUGCUCUUCUACUUCGAGAACGAGCAGAGCACGAGGCCAUCCGGGAUAUACCUGCUGGAGGGAUGCACGUGCGAGAGGGCACCGGCACCCAAAGUGUCCGCCAUCGGGAAGGAGCCCACGGAGAAACAGCAGCACUACCUCCUGGUCAUUUUUGGCCACGAUGGACAGAAACCUCUGGAGCUUCGGACGGAGGAGGAGUCAGACUGCAACGAGUGGGUGGAGUACAUCCAACAGGCCAGUUACUCUGACAUCAUCAUCGAGCGUGAGAUCCUGAUGCAGAAGUACAUCCACCUGGUGCAGAUCAUGGAGACGGAGAAGGUCGCGGCCAAUCAGCUGCGCACUCAGCUGGAGGACCAGGACACGGAGAUCGAGAGGCUCAAAUCUGAGAUUGUAGUGUUGAACAAAACGAAGGAAAGGCUGCAGCCUCACCAGAGCAACCAAGAGGAGGAAGACCCCGACAUUAAAAAGAUCAAGAAGGUUCAGAGCUUCAUGCGCGGCUGGCUCUGCAGGAGGAAGUGGAAGAUCAUCGUCCAGGACUACAUCUCCUCCCCUCACGCCGAGAGCAUGAGGAAGAGGAACCAGAUCGUCUUCAACAUGGUGGAGGCGGAGACCGAGUACGUCCACCAGCUCUCCAUCCUCGUCAACUGCUUCCUCAGGCCGCUCCGCAUGGCCGCCAGCUCCAAGAAACCUCCCAUCAGCCACGACGACGUCAGCAGCAUCUUCCUCAACAGUGAGACCAUCAUGUUCCUGCACGAGAUCUUCCAUCAAGGGCUGAACGCUCGGAUCGCCAACUGGCCCACGCUCGUCCUGGCGGACCUGUUUGACAUCCUUCUACCCAUGUUGAACAUCUACCAGGAGUUUGUGAGGAACCACCAGUACAGUCUGCAGGUUCUGGCAAACUGCAAACAGAACCGAGACUUUGACAAACUGCUCAAACAGUACGAGUCCAAUGCUGCCUGCGAGGGCCGCAUGCUGGAGACCUUCCUCACCUAUCCCAUGUUCCAGAUCCCGCGGUACAUCAUCACCCUCCAUGAGCUGCUGGCUCACACACCUCAUGAACACGUGGAGAGAAAGAGUCUGGAAUUUGCCAAAUCCAAACUGGAAGAGCUUUCAAAGAUGAUGCACGAUGAAGUGAGCGACACAGAGAACAUCAGGAAGAACCUCGCCAUAGAGAGGAUGAUCGUUGAAGGCUGUGACAUCCUCUUAGACACCAGUCAGACUUUUGUCAGACAAGGCUCUCUGAUCCAGCUGCCGUCCAGCAGCGAGCGGGGCGUGCUCAGUAAGGUCCGGCUGGGCUCCCUCUCACUCAGGAAAGAGGGAGAGCGACAGUGUUUCCUGUUCACCAAACACUUCCUCAUCUGCACCCGAACAUCCGGAGGAAAGCUUCACCUGCUCAAGCAAGGAGGAACGUUGUCUCUGAUUGAGUGCACUCUGAUUGAAGAGCUGGAUAUCAGUGAUGAAGACUACAACGCUGCGGGUCAGGGGUUCAACCAUCUGCAGUUUAAAAUCGUGGUGGAGUCUCCUGACGGUCAGUCCUUCUCCGUCGUUCUCUUGGCUCCUUCACGUCAGGAGAAAGCAGCGUGGACCAGCGACAUCAGCCAGUGCAUCGAUAAUAUCCGCUGUAACGGCCUGAUGACCAGCGUGUUCGAGGAGAACUCCAAAGUUUCGGUGCCGCACAUGAUCAAGUCGGACGCUCGUCUGCACAAAGACGACGUCGACAUUUGCUUCAGCAAGACGCUCAACUCCUGCAAAGUCCCUCAGAUCCGAUACGCCAGCGUGGAGCGGCUCCUGGAGCGCCUCACCGACCUGAGGUUCCUCUCCAUAGACUUCCUGAACACGUUCCUCCACACGUACAGGAUCUUCACCACAGCCGCCGUGGUCAUCGACAAGCUGGCAGACAUCUACAAGAAGCCGUUUACGUCCAUACCUGUCAGGAUCGAGCAACAUUCAUGUGACCGUCUGUCCAUCAUGUCCCUCUGUCCCGACUACACUCUGAAGAUCACACAGCUGGCUCUGGACCAGUCAAAGUCUCUGGAGCUCUUCUUUGCCACCAACCAGGGCUCGUGGGCGACCGACCCAUUGAACAACAAAUCCCCUCGCCUGUGUCGCAAGUUCUCCUCUCCUCCUCCCCUCUCGAUCCCCUCUCGCACCUCCUCCCCCGUCCACUCCCGCAAGCUCUCCCUGAGCUCGCCCGUCAGCUCGAAAGUCAUGGACCUCUCGACCACCCCCACCUCCUCCGCAGCCAACUCCCCCACCUCCAGCUACUGCCCCUCCAUCUCCUCCCCUCCUCCCGGCUCCGGCAGGCCCUCUUCUGGCUUCUUCUCUCCUCCGCCCACCGCCAAGCGCUCCCCGAGCCUCCCGCAGGCCUCUGGGGUGUCCUCGCCGCCCCCCGUCCCCACGAAGGCCCCUCUGGACCUGAGCCGCGGUCCCAGCUCCCCCGAGCUGAGCCCCGCCGCGGCGGAGGACGUCAGCGGGGAGCUGCCUCGCCUCGACGCCUUCUGCGGGAAGCUGAGGCGAAGCAUCCGCAGGGCCGUCCUGGAGUCAGUGUCUCUGGACAAAUUUAUCCCUGAAUCUCCAGCCAGCACGGAGGCAGGCGACAUGUCUCCCUGCCGCUCGCCUUCUACACCGAGACACCUCCGCUAUAGAACGUCAGGAGUCACAGCGGGGGAGAACUCUCGUUGCGCCAUGUCGCCCGCUUCGGCGUUUGCAAUCGCCACAGCUGCCGCGGGCCACAGCAGCUCGCAGGGUUUCAACUCUGACAAAGUCUGUGACAAAGAGUUCAUCAUCAGGAGAGCUGCUACCAACAGAGUCCUCAACGUGCUGCGACACUGGGUUUCCAAGCACUCGCAGGACUUUGACAUGAACAGUGAUCUAAAAAUGGGAGUGAUGUGUCUCCUGGAGGAGGUGCUGCGAGAUCCAGACCUGCUGCCCCAGGAGAGGAAAGCCACCACCAACAUAUUAAGUGCCCUUUCUCAAGACGAACAAGACGACGCUCAGCUGAAGAUUGAGGACAUUUUACAGAUGAAAAGCUGUCCCCUACUGCACUUCAUCGUGGCGGAGAGUCCAAAGCCCGAGUGUUUCGAGUCUCUGUCGGCGAUGGAGCUGGCCGAACAGAUCACUCUGCUGGAUCACAUCGUGUUCAGGAGUAUCCCUUAUGAGGAGUUCCUGGGUCAGGGCUGGAUGAAGGUGGAUAAGACAGAGAGGACUCCGUACAUCAUGAAGACCAGCCAACAUUUUAAUGAUAUGAGUAACCUGGUGGCGUCUCAGAUAAUGACUCACACUGACGUGGGCUCCAGAGCCAGCUCCAUUGAGAAGUGGCUCGCUGUGGCCGACAUCUGCCGCUGCCUCAACAACUACAACGGCGUGCUGGAGAUCACGUCCGCUCUCAAUCGCAGCGCCAUCUUCAGGCUGAAGAAGACGUGGGCAAAAGUCUGCAAACAGACAAAGUCUCUGAUGGACCGGCUGCAGAAGACGGUGUCAUCAGAAGGGAGGUUCAAGAACCUGCGAGAGACUCUGAAAAACUGUAACCCUCCGUGUGUCCCGUACCUGGGCAUGUACCUCACAGACCUGGCCUUCAUUGAGGAGGGGACGCCGAACUUCACAGAGGAGGGCCUGGUUAACUUCUCCAAGAUGAGGAUGAUUUCUCACAUCAUUCGGGAGAUUCGUCAGUUUCAGCAAGCACCUUACAGGAUAGAGCACCAACCCAAGGUGACUCAGUUCCUCCUGGAUAAAACUCUAGUGAUGGAUGAAGACACCCUCUAUGAGCUCUCGCUGAAGAUCGAACCCCGAGUACCUCCCGGUUAAUCCUUCCCUUCCCCUUUCAUACACAUUAUUUUUAGUCUUACAAUCUCAAUCAUGUACAAACACAACUUCAAGAUUCGUCCUUAAUGAAGUGAGGUUUUUGUUUCAUAACCGGUUAUCGUGCUCAGGAUACUCAGGAGAAAAAAAGUGCCUUGUUGUAAAAAAAAAACUCUGCUGUGUAAAUAAUAUAAACAAGAAUGAAGUAAAACACACAAACACAACUCUGCCAUAUGACUGUAGAAGUUCUGUUUUCAGCUAAUGAACCUGGCACUAGAGAGUAACCUUUGCUGCUACCAUACAGUCUGCCUCUGUAGUCUCACAUGUACGUAUUGUCGGAUGAGUUAGCUCAUUUUGUAAGAUGAACACAGUUUCCAAAUAGUUUUUUUUUGGACCUUACAGCUUUAAAGUGAGAAUCUGUAUGUGUUAAAAUGACACGCCUGCACCACAGAAACGAUGCUAACGCAAGCUGCAUGUUGCAGAAGCAAAAAAA
Messenger RNA from Labrus mixtus (cuckoo wrasse), 4694 nucleotides. It is a transcript of the gene rasgrf2a, whose product is annotated as Ras protein-specific guanine nucleotide-releasing factor 2a. The coding region runs from base 257 to 4207 and encodes 1316 amino acids. Lineage: Eukaryota; Metazoa; Chordata; Actinopteri; Labriformes; Labridae. The record is from RefSeq and is a predicted model, not a curated record. Gene Ontology annotation, biological process: positive regulation of GTPase activity; Ras protein signal transduction. The transcript is spliced from 29 exons. Gene Ontology annotation, cellular component: plasma membrane. Gene Ontology annotation, molecular function: guanyl-nucleotide exchange factor activity; protein binding.